Pristis pectinata (smalltooth sawfish) is the source of this 1574-nucleotide messenger RNA. RefSeq names its product retention in endoplasmic reticulum sorting receptor 1 (gene rer1). The record is from RefSeq and is a predicted model, not a curated record. Gene Ontology annotation, biological process: retrograde vesicle-mediated transport, Golgi to endoplasmic reticulum; protein retention in ER lumen. The coding region runs from base 649 to 1137 and encodes 162 amino acids. NCBI's taxonomy places the organism in Eukaryota, Metazoa, Chordata, Chondrichthyes, Rhinopristiformes, Pristidae. The transcript has 7 exons. Gene Ontology annotation, cellular component: Golgi membrane.
AGGUGAGUGGUCGGGGAUGCGGGCUCGGCGAGCGGUAUCGGUUACCUCAGACAGACGACGUGAUUGAAAAGACACGUAACUCCAUUGAGAGUGCUCGGUCUCCUUUCCUAUCGGCCUCUCGCCGCGCUUUUUUUUGCCUCAGAGAAGCGCCGCGGCCUUUGACGGAUCGGAAGAUCGGAAAUAGCCGGCGAGAGCGCGGUGCACGCUGGGAGGUGUAGUUCGCGGGUUCAGCGGUCGCCGGGCUCCGUGCGGGCUGACGUCACCCAGGAACUCCAAGUCCCAGCGGGCAUCGGGGCGCACGGAUAAAUUUCCUUGAGCAGCAGCUUGCCAACGUCAUUGAAUGAAAGUUGAGUUUUAGCGGCGCGGCUUCGCAGCCGUGUUCAGAUUUGGACCUCGUUAUACCGACUGGAGUUAAAGGGAAGUGAGGAGAAAUUGCCGAGCGGUGCAUUUUUGGUGAUGUAGUUCCCGUGUGUGGAAAUACUUAUUGAAGCAAUGUCGGGUAAAACUACAAUUCCCACAAUGCGCCGCGAGGCCGGGGGUCUGGGUGGGUUAUCGCUUACCUGCCUUCCAAGGGCUGUCAGUCGAACCACGUUGCUUCCAGUUGGUGUCUCAGUAGACUUCAUCUCAAUAAACUUUCAUCUUUAGAGUAUGUCAGAAGGGGACAGCAGUGGAGAUGCCAUUCAUGGGAAGCCGUCAGCAGUCAGCCGUUUUUUUACACAGAUCGGACAGAUCUACCAGUCCCUUUUAGACAAGUCCACGCCAUAUGGUAUUAUGCGAUGGAUUGUAACAUUUGCCUUUGGUGCAAUCUACAUGAUUAGAGUUUAUAUCUUGCAGGGAUGGUACAUUGUGACGUAUGCUUUGGGAAUUUACCACCUGAACCUCUUCAUUGCUUUCCUGUCCCCAAAGGUUGACCCUUCGCUAAUGGAAGAUUCAGAUGAUGGACCUGCACUACCGACAAAGCAGAAUGAGGAGUUUAGACCCUUUAUAAGAAGGCUACCAGAAUUCAAGUUCUGGCACUCUGCUACAAAAGGAAUAAUAGUAGCCAUGGUUUGCACAUUCUUCGAUGCCUUCAAUGUGCCCGUUUUCUGGCCAAUUCUGGUCAUGUACUUCAUUAUGCUCUUCUGCAUUACCAUGUAAGAGGCAAAUAAGCACAUGAUCAAGUACAGAUAUCUACCAUUCACACACGGGAAAAGGACAUACAAGGGGAAGGAGGAAUCUACAAAAGCAUUUGCCAGUUAGAGAACAUGCUGCUUGGCACUCCAGGAUUAUCUUCUCCCACCUCUUUACAUGUAAACAUUGGACAAUAAUCGCAAGUCACACGACUUUAUUAUUAUCAUGUUUUGCUCCAGGCCUUUCUGAAGGGUACAUUUUAGAAGGUGAUUUAGUUCUGAGAUUAUUUUUUGGCACCGAGACAUUGUCUUUAUAUGAUACAACACUUUUUCCCUGACCAUUUUGAUUUAAUUUAUAGGUGACUUCAUUAAAAUUUCCCUUUUGAUUGUAUACUAUAUGCCAGUUGCUUCAAAUGUACUUUCAUUUUUGUCAUUUGGAAAAAAAAUUAAAAUAUCAAACCAGUU